UUCUUAUUCAGGCAUUUCUGAAUUAAUCUUUUUUUUUUUUUUUGAGAUUCGAUGAUCUUCCAACAAGUAAGGGUUAUAGUUAUACAUCAAUGGUGUAGGAUAGGACAAGGAUGUUUUUUGUUUGAGGAAAUUUAUCAACAGACAUUGUUUAUCCCCACUGCUUUCUAAUAUUAGACAUUAACACGUGUAUGAAUCUCUUCAACUGCGGCUUAAAUCACUCUAGUCCAUUGUUAGUUUCUCUUUUCCAUUUUUUUUUCCCAAUCUUUUAUCUGAAAACCAUUUUUGUUCCACCGGUGCUUGGUUUCCCUUCCAAGAUGGAGAGGUCCAUCAUCCUCGUCUUCCUUUCAUUGUUACUACUGUUUUUCAACCAUUGUUCCUUCCUUCAUGUUCAUUCUUCCGGCAUCACACUUCGACGACCCAAUGAACACGUUCGGUUCAAUCUGAUUCACAGGCAUUCACCUGAGCUCGGGGAAGAUCCCGGAACGACCCUUGGACCCCCAAGCAGUCAAAGGGAACGCAUAAAACAGCUCAUGCAUGGCGACAAUGCCAGGCUGCAUACAAUUUCACAAAGGAUAGGCCCUAGAAGGAAGAAUGUCGAGGUUAUGAUGGCGACUACUUAUAAAAUCAAUUUGGUGGAGCUCCCAAUGCGAUCAGCUGCUGAUAUAGGGACAGGCCAAUAUUUUGUUUCCUUCAGGGUGGGGAGCCCUCCCAAGAAGUUUAUCAUGAUUGCUGAUACAGGAAGCAGUCUUACAUGGAUGAAAUGCAAAUAUAAGUGCAAAAAUUGUUCCAGGGAAAGGACCAUUCUUGAUGAGAGGAUUUUUCAAGCAAACAAAUCACGUACCUUUAAGCCAAUUCCAUGCUCCUCCGACGUUUGCAAAAUUGAUCUCUUCCGAUCUUUCUCUUUGGCCCACUGUCCUACGCCAAUGGCUCCUUGUGGCUAUGAUUACAGAUACGCAGAUGGCACAAGAGUGGUCGGAAUCUUUGGCAAUGAUACUGUUAAAGUCCGCCUCAGCGGCGGCGAAAAGAUAAAAGUGACGGACGUAAUGGUCGGGUGUAGCGAGACAAUAAGGGGGAACUUCCAUGACAUCGACGGGGUAAUGGGGUUAGGUUUCGACCGCUACUCAUUUGCAGUGAAAGCAGCAAAGCAGUUUGGACACAAGUUUUCAUACUGCUUGGUUGAUCAUUUGAGCCCAAGUAAUCUCGUUAACUUUCUUGUCUUCGGUGAAGUUUCUAUUUCUCCAUUGCCAAACAUGCAACACACAGAGUUGAUCCUUGGAAUAAUAAAUCCAUAUUAUGCUGUAAAUGUUUCUGGUAUCUCAGUAGAUGGUAAAAUGCUGGAUAUCCCAUCAGAUGUAUGGGAUGUUAGGGGUGAUGGUGGGGUUAUCAUGGACUCAGGUGCAAGCUUAACAUUCCUGGUGAAACCUGUGUUUGAUAAAGUCAUUGCUGCUUUCCAGGCUCCUUUAAGCAAAUUUGAGAAACUGGAGUUGAACUUGGGGCCAGACUAUUGUUUUAGUGAUGCAGGGUUCAAGGAGUCGAUGAUUCCAAAACUUGCAAUCCAUUUUGCUGAUGGAGCUAAGUUGGCGCCGCCAGUGAAGAGUUAUGUCAUCGAUGCUGAUGAUGGGGUGAAGUGCCUUGGCUUUGCCUCGACUGGUUGGCCUGGAACAACCGUGAUUGGUAAUAUUUUGCAGCAAAAUCAUUUGUGGGAAUUUGAUCUGAAGAAUAGCAAGUUGGGUUUUGCUCCUUCUAGCUGUACAUUUCAUUGAUCAAAAGGAUAAAACUAUAGAGUUGGGCACUCUAUUUGGAAGUCAUGUCAUGUCAUCAGCAGCUCUCCGGUGUAUCGUUUUCAUAUAUGUAUAUUCAUAAAAAAAAAAAUUACUUAACCAUGGAUUUAUAUGUAAUUCAUCCCUAUUUGUUUUCCUUUUUUUUCAUUUUAAGAAUUAAAAAUUUGUCAUAUAUCCUAUUGUACUAUAUUUAAAAAAUUAAUCAUACAUGUUAUAUAU
Molecule: messenger RNA, 2000 nt
Organism: Durio zibethinus
Lineage: Eukaryota; Viridiplantae; Streptophyta; Magnoliopsida; Malvales; Malvaceae
Product: aspartic proteinase NANA, chloroplast-like
Biological process (GO): porphyrin-containing compound biosynthetic process; proteolysis
Molecular function (GO): coproporphyrinogen oxidase activity; aspartic-type endopeptidase activity
Source: RefSeq, a predicted model, not a curated record